AUGGCCACUUUCUCAAGUUCAAAGCUAAAUAAAGCUGUGAAGCAGAUGUACAUGGACCUUUCACAGGGAGACAAAGUGCAAACCAUGUACAUCUGGAUUGAUGGGACCAGAGAGGGACUCCGCUGCAAAACCAGGACUCUGGACUCUGAACCCAAGACUGUUGAAGAUCUCCCAGAAUGGAAUUUUGAUGGCUCCAGUACAUACCAGGCUGAGGGCUCGAACAGUGACAUGUACCUCAUACCAAAAGCCAUGUUUAGAGACCCUUUCAGGAAGGACCCCAACAAGCUGGUUCUUUGUGAGGUUCUGAAAUACAAUAGGAAACCUGCAGGUAUACAUUUUGAAACCAACCUUCGUCAGAUGUGUGAAAAAAUCAUGAGCAUGGUGGAGGACCAGUAUCCAUGGUUUGGAAUGGAGCAAGAGUACACACUAUUUGACUCAGACGGUAUUCCUUUUGGUUGGCCCUCAAAUGGUUUCCCAGGACCACAAGGUCCUUAUUACUGUGGUGUGGGAGCAGAUAAGGCCUAUGGCAGAGACAUCAUCGAGGCCCAUUAUAAAGCCUGCCUGUAUGCUGGUGUUAUGAUUUGUGGUACCAAUGCAGAAGUUAUGCCUGCACAGUGGGAAUUCCAAGUGGGUCCAUGUGAAGGUAUCAGCAUGGGAGACCACCUGUGGAUAGCUCGUUUUAUCCUGCAUCGGGUGUGUGAAGACUUCGGUGUUGUGGCCUCCUUUGAUCCCAAACCCAUCCCAGGCAACUGGAAUGGUGCUGGCUGCCAUACCAACUUCAGCACUAAGAACAUGCGAGAAGAAGGAGGCAUCAGGCACAUUGAGGAGGCUAUUGAGCGGCUGAGUAAGAGGCAUCACUACCACAUUCGUGUCUACGACCCUAAAGGGGGGCUUGACAAUGCCAGACGUCUUACUGGUCGCCAUGAGACAUCCAACAUCAACAAAUUCUCAGCUGGUGUGGCUACCCGUGAUGCCAGUAUCCGUAUCCCACGAGCUGUGGGCCAGGAGAAGCGAGGCUAUUUUGAAGAUCGCCGUCCCUCUGCUAACUGCGACCCAUACGCUGUGACGGAAGCGCUCAUUCGCACCUGCCUACUUAAUGAGGAGGGGGAAGAGCCCACAGAGUACAAAUGAACUGAA
Neoarius graeffei (lesser salmon catfish) is the source of this 1137-nucleotide messenger RNA. RefSeq names its product glutamine synthetase-like. Lineage: Eukaryota; Metazoa; Chordata; Actinopteri; Siluriformes; Ariidae. The record is from RefSeq and is a predicted model, not a curated record. Gene Ontology annotation, molecular function: glutamine synthetase activity. Gene Ontology annotation, cellular component: cytoplasm. The transcript is spliced from 6 exons. Bases 1 to 1131 code for a protein of 376 amino acids.